AUGCCCAGCAGGACGGGCCCCAAGAUGGACGGGAGCGGCGGCCGUGUCCGCCUAAAGGCGCACUACAGCGGGGACCUCCUCAUCACCAGCCUGGACUCCGCCACCACCUUCGAUGAGCUCUGCGCAGAGGUGCGGGAGAUGUGCCGGCUGCACCCGGGCCACCCGCUCACCCUUAAGUGGGUGGACAGUGAAGGUGACCCCUGCACUGUGUCCUCCCAGAUGGAGCUGGAGGAGGCCUUCCGCCUGUCCUGUCAGCACAAGGAUGAAGGGCUCACCCUCCACGUUUUCCCGAGCAUCCCCAAGGAGCCCGGCAUGCCCUGUCCAGGUGAAGACAAAUCCAUCUACCGCCGUGGAGCCAGAAGAUGGCGGAAGCUGUACCGCGCCAACGGCCACCUCUUCCAGGCCAAGCGCUUUAACAGGAGAGCGUACUGCGGCCAGUGCAGCGAGAGGAUAUGGGGCCUCGCGAGGCAGGGCUACAGGUGCAUCCACUGCAAACUACUGGUCCAUAAGCGCUGCUACGUGCUCGUCCCAUUGACCUGCAGCAGGCAUAUGGAUUCCGUCAUGCCUUCCCAGGAGCCUGCAGUGGAUGACAAGAGUGAUGACGUGGACCUUCCCUCCGAGGAGAGCGAUGGAAUUGCUUAUAUUUCUUCAACCCGGAAACAUGACAACAUUAAAGAUGAUUCUGAGGACCUCAAGCCAGUCAUCGACGGGAUGGACGGGAUCAAGAUAUCUCAGGGGCUCGGGCUGCAGGACUUCGACCUGAUCAGGGUCAUCGGGCGCGGGAGUUACGCCAAGGUCCUGCUGGUGCGGCUGAAGAAGAACGACCAGGUCUACGCCAUGAAGGUGGUAAAGAAGGAGCUGGUCCAUGACGAUGAGGAUAUUGACUGGGUACAGACAGAGAAGCACGUGUUUGAACAGGCAUCCAGCAACCCUUUCCUGGUCGGCUUACACUCCUGCUUCCAGACAACAAGUCGGUUGUUCCUGGUCAUCGAGUACGUCAACGGGGGCGACCUCAUGUUCCACAUGCAGAGGCAGAGGAAGCUGCCCGAGGAGCACGCCAGGUUCUAUGCUGCUGAGAUUUGUAUCGCACUCAACUUCCUACACGAGAGAGGGAUUAUCUACCGGGACCUGAAGCUGGACAAUGUCCUCCUUGACGCCGACGGCCACAUCAAACUGACAGACUAUGGCAUGUGCAAGGAAGGCCUGGGCCCUGGUGACACGACAAGCACUUUCUGCGGAACCCCGAACUACAUCGCCCCCGAAAUCCUGCGGGGAGAGGAGUAUGGGUUCAGUGUGGACUGGUGGGCGCUGGGUGUGCUGAUGUUCGAGAUGAUGGCAGGCCGCUCCCCCUUCGACAUCAUCACCGACAACCCCGACAUGAACACUGAAGACUACCUUUUCCAAGUCAUCCUGGAGAAGCCCAUCCGGAUCCCCCGGUUCCUCUCUGUCAAGGCCUCCCACGUGUUGAAAGGAUUUUUAAACAAGGACCCCAAGGAGAGGCUCGGCUGCCGGCCGCAGACUGGAUUUUCCGAUAUCAAGUCUCACGCCUUCUUCCGCAGUAUAGACUGGGACCUGCUGGGGAAGAAGCAGGCCCUCCCGCCCUUCCAGCCGCAGAUCACAGACGACUAUGGCCUGGACAACUUCGAUACGCAGUUCACCAGCGAGCCGGUGCAGCUGACCCCUGACGACGAGGACGUAAUCAAGAGGAUCGACCAGUCGGAGUUUGAAGGGUUCGAGUACAUCAACCCACUGCUGCUGUCCACCGAGGAGUCCGUGUGA
Rangifer tarandus platyrhynchus (Svalbard reindeer) is the source of this 1779-nucleotide messenger RNA. The record is from the annotation of a GenBank genome assembly. Lineage: Eukaryota; Metazoa; Chordata; Mammalia; Artiodactyla; Cervidae.